Molecule: messenger RNA, 2841 nt
Organism: Thamnophis elegans (Western terrestrial garter snake)
Lineage: Eukaryota; Metazoa; Chordata; Lepidosauria; Squamata; Natricidae
Gene: MIX23
Product: coiled-coil domain containing 58
Exons: 5
Coding region: 57-491 (144 amino acids)
Cellular component (GO): mitochondrion; mitochondrial intermembrane space
Source: RefSeq, a predicted model, not a curated record
GGAGGCGGGCCUGCCUCCGUCACGCCUUCCAAUUGGCUGCGUUGAGACCUUCCAACAUGGCAGCGCCCGGCUCGACUCUAAAUUGCGAGGACUUCGCUGAGUUUCAGGAAUUGCUCAGGGUAACAAGAACAAUUGAUGACAGAAUAGUCCAUGAAUUAAAUACUACCGUUCCAACAGCUUCUUUCGCAGGAAAAGUUGAUGCUAGGCAAACUUGUGAAGAACUUCAUCAUUCGUUGAAAGAAGCUCAUGAAAGUAGAGAGAGAAUAAUCAAAAGCUGUAUUGCCCAAACUUCUAAUGUAGUAAAACUUCUGCAGGAAGAGAGGAAGAAAUCUCCAGAUGACAUAACACUACUAAAACAACUUAGGAAAGAGCAGACAAAAUUGAAAUUAAUGCAAUCAGAGUUAAAUGUCGAAGAAGUGGUAAAUGACAGAAGCUGGAAGAUAUUUAAUGAACGCUGCAGAACUCAUUAUAAGCCCCCAAAGACACAAUAAUGCAAAUGCGGGGGAAGAAUCCCCUGAAAGUGGUCUUCAGUAAUGCAAAUAAACUGGAAAAGAAACAUGGAACAAAACGCAUGGGACCUCUUGAAAAAUGAUACCCACGGGAUCUAUACAAUGAGUGAUUUUGCUAAUAAAGAUAAACCAACUGUUAAUUUGUACAAGACAUAUGAGAAGAAAAAAACAUUAAAAAAAUGUUCAGAUGGAAUGUGAUGUCACAUACUUGACCUCUUUUGAUAUAGUAGCAAAUGUACUUUAUGUCUAACCACUCUCAUAUACCUGGAGAUUUUUACAUAUAAAACAACGUUGUACUCUACUAAUUGUGUAGGUCCUUUUCAGACUGUGAGAAAUAUUGAGGGUAAACAAAACUUUAUUCCAAUUACCAACAUUGUAUAAUCCUGGAGUAAUUACAUCACAUUGUGAUGGCAUGUUUCAGAGAUGUGAAAGCCCAAGGGUCCCCAACCCCAGGGCUGCAGACCGGGAUGGUCUGCAGACCGUCAGGAAUCAAGCCACGCAAGUGAGCAAAGCGCCAUCUGCACAUGUGCGGAUCCAGGCAGCAUGCAAAACCAUGCCUCAGAAAAACUGCCUUCCUCGAAACCAAUCUCUAGCCACCUUAGAAAUUUUUGUUGAUUUAAGUAAAGCAUACACAUAAAAUUAGUAAGGUUGAAUUUUGGAAUGUUUUGCAUGAAUAUGGACUUCAGGUUUAAUUUCUGAAUGUGAUAACAGUAGUAUAUGAUCAAAGUAAAGUACUGAGACGAAAUACAAUACUUAGCAAAGGGUUCCACAUUGAUAUAUCUAAUAUCCCCUUUGUCGUUUAAAGUAGCACUUAAGGGAUGCCUGUAGAGACAUUAGAUAAUAUACAGUGUGGUUUUGGAUUGAUUAUGUGCCAUUAAAUUGAUGUUCACAGCAUGAGAGUCUCUAUGACUCUCAUAAUUAUAGAAAUCUUUCAGAUCUUCCAAUGGUCACCAUUGUAACUGAGUCCAUCCAACCAGUUCCAAGGAUGGUGGUUUUACCUGUUUGAUAUUAGUUUUGUAUUUUUUAUAUUUAAUUUUAUAUGUCUCCACCUGGUUAUGCCCGUGUAUAAAAAACAUCCUUUUGGUUGUUUGAAGACAGUGUUAGCUAUGAAGAAAUCAUUGGAUCCCUGAUGGUGCAGUGGUUAAAGUGCAGUAUUGCAGGAAAACUCUGCCUUCAGCCAGGAGUUCACUCAGCCUUUCAUCCUUUCGAGAUUGAUAAAAUGAGGACCCAGAAUGUUGGGGGCAAUGUGCAAUAAUGCUUCUACAUUGUAAAUAGCCCAGAUAAUGCUAUAAAGUGCUAUGGAGUGGUAUAUUAAUCUCAAUGCUAUUGCUGUUGCUAGUGCAGAAAUAGCUAGACCAGUCUCCUCCUUCAUUUUUGUUUUCUAAACUAUUCAGUCCAGCUAUAUUUUCACUGUUCAUGUUCCCACAUCUUGUUUGAAUAGCUUUUUUGGCAGGUGCAAUACACUGCUGGCUCAUACCUAAGGGGUUGACCAUUAGGACACCUAGAUCCCUCUCUCAGUCACUAAUUAUUGAUUUAGGUACCACCUAUUUUAUACCUGUGCAUUUGGGUUUUCUUGCCUAAAUGUAUGACCUUAAUUUUUUCACCACUGAAUUGCAUUUUGUUGUUUGUCUGUUUUUCAAGUCUGUCAGGAUCCUUCUGUAUAUUGAGACUAUCUUCUAAAAUGUUCACUAUUUCCCCCAACCUGGUGUUUGGAAAUACGAUGAGUUCCCCCCUGUCCCCUUAUCUAUAACAUUUAUGAAGAUGUUAAAUAGCUUAAGACAGAACCUUGAGGCACUCAUAAGUAAACUAUAUUCCACACAUUUUCAUUAUCCAUUAAUUUAGUCACUUUGUCAAAGAAGCCAAUAAGGUUUGUCUGACAUGAUCUGUUUUUGAUAACCCUUACUGGCUUCUAAUAAUUGCCUUGUUCAUUUCUAGGUGCUCACAAAUGCACUGUUUGAUUAUAUUUUCCAGAAUCUUUCCAGAUAUUAAUGUCAGGCUGAUUGGUCUGUAGUUUUCUGGAUCCACUCCCCCCCCCCCCUUUUGAAGAUGGGAACCACAUCAGCUCUUUUCCAGUCUUCUGCUAUUUCCCCAGGGCGCCAGAGUCUUUGAAAGAUUUGUUUAGGUUUCUGGGAUCACAUCUAGGAUUAUGCUAUUAGUACAUUGCACUAUUAGUAUUACACCAUUAGUACUCAAAAGCAAGAUUAUAAAACCGAAGUAUUUAUGGGGAAUUGAUGGUAUAGAGAGAAUCAAUUGUAAAAUAAAUGUAUGAAGAAAGAUAGGGUCAAUAGGAAGAUUGAAAAAAUUACAACUGAAACAGUUGAUGAAUUGCAAA